AUGCCGCCCACCCUUGACCUCAGCCGAACUGCACACUCCAAGAUGAUCAUAUCGCCGCCAAGGAUCAACCUCCGGAGGGCAGCCUCAUACAACCACGACAAGGGCCCCAUUUCCUCCACCUCUUCGCGGUUCAGUUUCAACCACCUCGUCUUCUCUCCACCUCCGUCCCCGGGCCUGCCAUCUCUCUCUCCCCCUCCCCCUCCUAAGCCGAGGGGCCUGACUGGUCUUGCGCGUCCUAGCAGGAUAGCCCGCCUUGUCGUCCGCCUUUUGGCCCUCCUGUUAAUUCUCUAUGCUGCCGCGGCAGCAGUAAGGCUGGCCAGUCCCGUUAUCCCCUGGUCAUCCCAAUCUCCUGCCAUACCAGAGGCAUUAGAGCAUGAGAAUUUGCCAGACUUCCCAACCCCGGUCCUCGUCACCGACAAGCGAGGUAGGACAAAGUGGACUGUUUCUAUACCGUCAAGCUAUGAAUUCCCCUUGACGAGGCGCGAGUACUCGGACAUGUGUGAAAAGUGUCAAGAAGUGUCGGAGCAUGCUCAUAGCCACCGGUCCCACGGAAGCAGCUCGCCGCAAACCUACCUAGGAUUUGGCUCCGUCUCGGCGGAUCAUGAUUUUAUCGAUGUGAAAGAAGCCGAAAAGGCUGGAUACCUUCCCAACUCAGCGGUCAGAGAGAGGGCAAACGAGGGCGGUGCUGCAGAGAAACCAGUGUGCGACAAGAGUUUGACCUUUGUCCUUGAGUCAGCCGAUGCAGGCAUAGGCACGGCCUUGCUGAUGCUGUGGACGGCAUACGGGCUUGCACAGGAGGAGGGCAGGGCCUUCUUCAUCGACGAUACGCGGUGGGCAUAUGGGAAGUAUGCCGAUAUCUUCCAGCCACCCCCUUCCCCGGAAUGUCUAGCACCUCCCAAACACGAGAUACUACCCUGCCCGCGACAGGCGAAACAUCUUGUAGCUUCGGCUGCAACAGCACACGUGCUCUUUGGAACUCCCACGACAGACUCAGAUGCCACUUCAUCAGGUUUAUUGGACUCGUCGGCCCGCAAGGUCGAGUUUGAGCUGGCGCGCCAAGGCCACGAGGCGCUUUUCAAGCUUAACAAGGAAGACGGCGACUAUAUCGACACCCGAUUGCAAGAGCUCAUGGCCCGUCGGAUAGUGCCCAAGGCCAGAGGCACACAGAACGGGCUGGCCAUCGGCAUCCACGUCCGCCGCGGCGAUCGCCACCCUCUCGAAUACCAGUACCGUCACUCAUACAUGCCCCUUCACAUCUACGCCGACACCGCGCGUGAUUUUAUCGAUGGCAAACUCGACCACACAGGCCCGCGCGGUGUCGAGGACAAGAUAGCGAAGCAGCAUAGCUUUAUCGUCUUGGCCUCGGACGACCCGAUGGUCCAUGUGAGCAGUGAAUUCGCUGGCUCUCGCCCGGCCCAGGAGCGCAUCCGUCUUGCCAGCAAGGAGGCAAUCCAGCAGGCGAACCCACCGAACCGUCAGGUUAUACGCAAGUUUGUUGACGAGACGUUUGGCUGGGAGGGUGGUUUCUUUGCGGCCAUGUUUUGGAAUCUUGGCCAGCGCCAGCAGCAGCAGCCGCAAGCGUCACCACCACCGCCGUCCGCAGAAUCCCUCCGGCUGAGGAGUCUGGUGGCCCGCGCAUACAUGAUGGAUUUGGCAGUGCUGGCCGACGGGACAGACGCUGUCAUAUGCACUGCCAGUGCAGCUGGCUGCCGCCUCCUGGCUGUCAUGAUGGGCUGGGAGAGCGCGUUUGAUCAGGGAAACUGGAUCAACAUUGACGGCGGCGGCGGCGGCGGCGGCGGCUGGGUGGGCGCUUCGUUAUCGUUUUGA
Lasiosphaeria miniovina is the source of this 1827-nucleotide messenger RNA. RefSeq lists its product as uncharacterized. Gene Ontology annotation, molecular function: alpha-(1->6)-fucosyltransferase activity. Gene Ontology annotation, biological process: protein N-linked glycosylation. Lineage: Eukaryota; Fungi; Ascomycota; Sordariomycetes; Sordariales; Lasiosphaeriaceae. The transcript has a single exon. The record is from RefSeq and is a predicted model, not a curated record. Bases 1 to 1827 code for a protein of 608 amino acids.